AUACUGUGAAGACUCCUCCAAAAUAUAAAUUGCAAAGAGAAAGCAUGAAUCCACUUUCAGAAGAAGACAUGAAGAAAAAAAGAAAAGUGCUUUUAGAGCUGGAUACUCACUCAGAUAGCUCAGAACACAAUGAUCUCCUGAGCAUAGUCUCAGAGGAAGAAAUGUUUAAAAAGCUGUACAAAAAUUGUCCUCAAGCUUCUCGCUUAUGUGUCAUGACACCGAAAAAGAUAUCAACUCCGUCAAUCAUAAAAUCUACCGGUGCUGCACUGAAACUUACAGCUAUGAGAAAGAUGCGAGAGACUGGAUGGACUGCAGUUUCUAAAAUGGACAGGAAAAAAAAAAUAAAAGAAGCUGAAAAACUCUUUGCCUAAAAUUAAAACUGAGCAAUCAGUUAGGAAUUUUCUGUUAAUAUAAAAUCUUUUGCGGUAGAAUUUAUUAAUCCUACACAGUCAGCACUUGCAGCAUAUUACUGGUUUAGGGCUAAAUCCUGGAAGUGCUAUAUUUGUGGAACUCCUGUUGAUUUCAUUAUGGUUACUUUGUUCCACCACAACCUUGUCCUCUGGAGGACUCUUCACAUUGGGUUUACACCAUCAUAAAACAACAUAAACCUGGGAAUAAAUUUGGCUCAUUUAUGUUUUGAAAAUUGAUAGGAAAAAAUAAUGUAUAGUGUGUUAAAAUGG
Messenger RNA from Chelonoidis abingdonii (Abingdon island giant tortoise), 680 nucleotides. The record is from RefSeq and is a predicted model, not a curated record. Lineage: Eukaryota; Metazoa; Chordata; Testudines; Testudinidae.